AUGAACGUGAUCCUCGACUUACAAGAUCAAGCGCACAAGCUCUCCUUCUCCCAGCUAAAGGCGUCAAUUGCAGUUCUCGCAUCAACAAUUCAAGGAGAUCAGUCCGAGCUACCGACGGUUGCAAUUUCUCCUUUGAAUCUCAGUGAUGUCCAAGUUAUGCUCAAGUUGAAACAUUCACUGAGCAACCUUGAGUUCCGCAACAAACCUCCGGUUGGGCUGUCUCCGAUCUGUGUUAUUCCUUCUUUCAAGAUCUACCUAGCGCCUCACAAUAGACAAGGAUGGAAGAAGGCUGAGCGAGAACGGACCACGAAAAGGUGGUCAAAUAUCCUGACCUGCGGCUUGUAUGAGUACAAGGUCACCACAAAAUUACCAGUACUUCCGUUAUACUUGGAGUGGUCAGAUGCAGUGAGACCCACGCUUGGGGUGAAUACUGGUAUGGACCAAUUCUAUACCCGGGAGACUAGAUAG
Molecule: messenger RNA, 468 nt
Organism: Penicillium roqueforti
Lineage: Eukaryota; Fungi; Ascomycota; Eurotiomycetes; Eurotiales; Aspergillaceae
Exons: 5
Coding region: 1-468 (155 amino acids)
Source: RefSeq, a predicted model, not a curated record